ACGGACUAAGCGAAAGAGGGACUACUCGUAGUCUACAGAGCCGGAGGAAUCAGAACUUUUCCAUUUCUUCCGACUCCCGUCGCUUACUAACCUAAAUUUCCCGUCGGGGAGGUAGAGCAGCCGACUGUUAGAGUAGCCAUGUUGGAAAACCUGAGUUGGGAUGUACCGCUGGCCAGUCAUCGGUGACUGUUUCGUUUCUUUCAUAAAACUCACAAACUCACAACAUUUACGACAUAGAAAAUCUAGCCAAAACGAAAGCGUCAACUUGCAAGUCACUAUUGGUAACGAUUCUUCUCCUAUCGACCAGCAGGCACCAGGAGGUGAAGAAUGGGAAGAAUGGGGUCCAGUGGAGGAAUUUAGUGUGAAGGUUGAACCAUCGUCCAAUUCACAGCAGACACCAGUUGAUGAGGAUCUUUUCCAUGAUAUGACACCUGUCUUUCAAAAACCAAAGAAAAUUGUUGUGAAGAAGAAAAAGGUCCAUUCUGAUGACAAUUAUCAUCCACGAACAGAGAAUCCAUCAAGUCGUUUGAAUUUUGAUAUCUGUUAUACCCCUACAGAGCCUGAGCUAGGAACGUGGAAUGAUGAAUCCUCCACAGCGUGGGACGAGGAAUCUGUUUCAGAAAAAGACAUUGAAUGGGAAGCGGAGAAACUAAUGAAGGAGAGAAAGCAGGCUGAGAGAGAACGACGUGCCAUUGAACACCAAAGAAGGAAAGAGGAAAGGGAAGCACAUAAACACGUCGAGAAGAAAACACAUGGACAUCUUGGAGUACGACUAUCAUCAUCAUAACAGAUGUUAAAUUAUUAAUUUGUGUCUGAUAGCGUAAAGAAGUAUAACUGGUUUUGGUGUUGUUCUAAGCGGUGCCUUUAGUGGGGAUUUCAGAAAGGUUAUCAAAUGUCUGUUCAGCCUCAUAUACCAGCAACGCGGGAACAGGAUAAUUUGAUAAAAUAGAAUAACUGUUGUUGAAUCAAACAGCUAAGAAAACACUUCUGGCCAAUCACAGCAGUCGAGAAUAAUGUAAAGAACCACUCCUUGUGUUUAGCGACUGUAGGACAAUUUUUUGUAUGAUGCUUCUAAACAAUGCGAUGAAUAUUACAGAAUUUACAGCUAAAGGCAACAAAAAUGGCAGCAAUGGUGAAUAAUGCCUAUUGCAUUUAUGAGAAUAUUCUUUGAGGAAAAACAUGGGCAAACAUUCGUUAUCGAUCUGGGCCUCUGCCAUGAAGCUAGACUCCUGAUGGUAUGUUUUGCUCUCGAAAUUUGACAAGGGACAUGACACGAGACGUGGGCGUGGCACUGUCUACUCGCCCCAACUCCUUCUCGUUCAUACCGCACCUUCGCAUUUGCGGAUAAACACUUGUCAGAAGAAAACAAAACAAUUUUUUUAUUCUGUACAAUCAACAAUGCACAGUGUUUGAAAAGUUGUUACUGCACA
Orbicella faveolata is the source of this 1430-nucleotide messenger RNA. Its product is annotated as receptor-binding cancer antigen expressed on SiSo cells-like. NCBI's taxonomy places the organism in Eukaryota, Metazoa, Cnidaria, Anthozoa, Scleractinia, Merulinidae. The record is from RefSeq and is a predicted model, not a curated record. Gene Ontology annotation, cellular component: secretory granule.